Pseudomassariella vexata is the source of this 759-nucleotide messenger RNA. RefSeq lists its product as uncharacterized. The transcript has 4 exons. The coding region runs from base 1 to 759 and encodes 252 amino acids. NCBI's taxonomy places the organism in Eukaryota, Fungi, Ascomycota, Sordariomycetes, Amphisphaeriales, Pseudomassariaceae. The record is from RefSeq and is a predicted model, not a curated record.
AUGACCGUCUCCAAACAAGGAAAUAUCCUCAUUACAGGCGCGGCGGGUUUCAUAAGCAAGGCCUUGACAAUCGCCCUGGUCAAGUCGUCGCCAAAUCUGAUCUUGACCCUGACCGUCGUCAUCGAGCCUCCAGUUCCGCCGGUCACAUCACUUCUCUCGAGUGCCUUCACAGCCGCCUACCUGCUGCAUGGCCUCAUGUCAGGCGGCGCCGAAGCCAACCUCAAGCUGGGCUGGAAAGUGCGCUGGGAUAUCGAAACCUACCUCAACGACUUCUCCCGGCGCGACCUCCUCCGGUUUCCAGCCGUCAUCGCGAGCCACUCCCCACUCCGGGGCGAGAAUAGCGUUUUUCCCAUGACGCGGGACCUGGAGAUGUGGGUGUGCAGCCCCAUGAUGGUGGUGGAGAACUUGGUUUGGGUUGAGCGUAAACUACCCGGGAUUACGGCAUCGGUGCGCCAGAUUCUAGAUGCGCUCGAGACGGUUGGUGGGAAGGAGGCGGUGUGGUUGAUUGAGGAGGCCAGAAACUCGAAAGUUGAGGCAAUUGUGGGGAGUUGGCCGGCGCGAUUCGACAUUGCGAGGGCGAAGGAGUUGGGCAUGGAGGGGUAUGGGAUGUUGGAGGAGACGGUCACGGCGGUUGCCGAGAGCUUGAAGCAAUGGGAGCUAGAUUUAAUACCACUUUACUUGAUAAUGCUUGCAAUAAGGUUCAAUUUCGCCGUCGCUACAAAAGGCUUGGGCUCAAGUCCGAUGUUUCAAAUGCGGUAG